This is a messenger RNA of Bufo bufo (common toad), 2216 nucleotides long. RefSeq names its product protein geranylgeranyltransferase type I subunit beta (gene PGGT1B). NCBI's taxonomy places the organism in Eukaryota, Metazoa, Chordata, Amphibia, Anura, Bufonidae. Gene Ontology annotation, cellular component: CAAX-protein geranylgeranyltransferase complex. The transcript is spliced from 9 exons. The record is from RefSeq and is a predicted model, not a curated record. Gene Ontology annotation, biological process: protein geranylgeranylation. The coding region runs from base 35 to 1156 and encodes 373 amino acids. Gene Ontology annotation, molecular function: CAAX-protein geranylgeranyltransferase activity.
CGGGAAGUGGUGUGGCUCAAGAGGCUUCAGGGAGAUGGCGGAGGAGGAGGAUGAUGAGUUGCUUGGGGAGAGGUUACUUUUCCUCCCAGAUCGACAUGUCCGUUACUUCCAGCGGAGCCUCCAAGCUCUCCCGGAGCAGUGCUCGUCACUGGAGACCAGCAGGUUAACUAUUGCAUUUUUUGCUCUGUCUGGACUGGACAUGUUGGAAUCGUUGCAUGUUGUGGACAAAGCUGAAAUAAUAGAGUGGAUCUAUUCACUUCAGGUCCUCCCCACUGAAGACAAAUCCAAUCUAGAUCGAUGCGGUUUUCGAGGUUCCUCAUGUUUGGGGUUACCGUUCAAUCCUUCCAAGGGCCAUGGAAUUUACCACCCAUAUGACAGUGGCCACAUAGCGAUGACCUACACGGCUCUCUCCAGCUUGCUUAUACUAGGUGAUGAUCUGAGCCGUGUCCAUAAGGAAGCGUGUCUUGCAGGACUACGGGCUCUCCAGCUUCCUGAUGGAAGUUUUUGUGCGGUGCCGGAGGGAAGCGAGAAUGACAUGAGGUUUGUGUACUGUGCUUCAUGCAUUUGUUAUAUGCUCAACGACUGGUCAGGGAUGGAUAUGGAAAAGUCAAUAGAAUACAUUAGAAGAAGUAUGUCAUACGAGAAUGCACUGGGGCAAGGAGCUGGACUAGAAGCUCACGGUGGGUCAACAUUUUGUGGCGUUGCUUCUCUGUGUCUGAUGGGAAAACUUGAAGAUAUAUUCUCUGUAAAAGAACUCGACCGAAUAAGAAGAUGGUGCAUCAUGAGGCAACAGAAUGGCUUCCAUGGGCGACCUAACAAACCAGUUGACACCUGCUAUUCCUUCUGGGUGGGAGCAACUUUGACGCUGCUAGACAUCUUCAAGUACACAAAUUUUGAGAAAAACAGAAAUUUUAUUUUAUCUACUCAAGACCGUCUAGUUGGUGGUUUUGCUAAGUGGCCAGAUAGCCAUCCAGAUGCCUUGCAUGCAUACUUUGGAAUCUGUGGCCUUUCAUUGAUGGGAGAAUCCGGUAUUAAUGAAGUACACCCAGCACUGAAUGUAAGCUUAUCAGCAUACAAACAUCUCCAGCAGCUCCAUGACUCCUGGAAAGCCAAGAACUAUGAAACGAGUUCAAAUCAUCUGCACCCCACUACUUGACUGACCACCAACAUCACCUUAAGUUGGAGAUUCAUAGCCCCACUUCUAAGCCAUGUAUCAACCAAGCGUGCUUUUUUGUACUGGAGUCAUACGAUCAAAGUGUUCAUUGGUUAGUAGCGCUACUUUGUACAACAGGCUUCAACCACUUCUCCUGUACCUCAAUAAAAAUAUAUAUUUUAUACAAUGGUAUUAAUUAAAAUAGCUCACGUUAUUGUUGAUCAGCUUUAGAAGUUCACUUUAAUGACAGCCAUGUUCAGUACUUGUAACACGAAAACGCACACACACUAAUGGAAAAGGAUCUUAUUGUAUCAAACUGGAUGGCAUUAUUUCAGACAAGACUACACUCUGGAGUAGAAUAGUGCUGGAACACUGGAAAAUAGUGGGUAUGACCGGACUGAUGUUAUUUGUUGUGCCCCACAUACUAAAUGCGUGUCUGCCAAGCUAUCAUCAAGUGGGUGCACCAAGAGUUUAAAGGGGUUGUCUCACCUCUAGGCUUGUGCUUCACGUUAAAAUGGGGUUGCCUGCGACUUGUAGUGAAAUCCCCAGAAUUACCACAGUUCUCAAGUGAAAAGGUUGUGGCCAUGUAUCCCACACCAAUGUCAAGAAUUUUUUCCCUGUUUGUAGGGAACUUUGAGAAUGUGGCCAAGUCACAAUAAAACUACGAGGUGACGGCAUCAUUAUGGAGCCCUAGCCAAAAUAAAACCAAGCUCAAAGAUCCAAAUAGCUUAACCCACUGUGACAUACCCGUGAAUUAAAGGGUUGUACUGAGGGGGGCUCAAGCGCAAAGCUCACUCCAUACAUGGCAGGUGCCAGAUGAGUAAUACAGCUGACAUGCGUCGGCAGUUAUCAGGAAUGGAAAUUACUCCAAUCCGGGUUAUUUAACCACUCAGAUUCUGCUGUCAAUAGUGAAGGUGGCAAUUGUGGAGGCUCCAAGCGUUGUCAUAGUAAGCUGCCUGCAAAGCCAAGCCUGAGGCACAGUCUGACAGGCAGCCUGUGAAAAUCCCAUAGACUGCAACAGUAUUCUAUCUCAGUCUUUGGGACGUGCUAUCGGAAGAUCACA